Cucurbita moschata (crookneck pumpkin) is the source of this 2169-nucleotide messenger RNA. RefSeq names its product probable serine/threonine-protein kinase At4g35230. The coding region runs from base 404 to 1969 and encodes 521 amino acids. The record is from RefSeq and is a predicted model, not a curated record. NCBI's taxonomy places the organism in Eukaryota, Viridiplantae, Streptophyta, Magnoliopsida, Cucurbitales, Cucurbitaceae. Gene Ontology annotation, biological process: protein phosphorylation; brassinosteroid mediated signaling pathway. The transcript is spliced from 9 exons. Gene Ontology annotation, molecular function: ATP binding; protein binding; protein kinase activity.
GAAAUUGAAGAAGAAAAGGAGAAAGCUGUGUUCCGUUGAAACAAACUUAGCUGUUUUAAUGAAGGAAUAGAAGGGAAGUUACAACAAAUGUUGGUACCAUUUUCUCUUACGACAACGCAUUUGCAGAAGAAUCCAAGAAGACGAUGCCUCUGUUAGCCGCUGGGAGUGAACAGAAGAAACAGAAACAGAAUGAGCCACCGAGGAGACAACGACGGCAAUCACACCACGAUGAACCUGCAGAAAUUAGCUCCGUUUUCUCUAUCUUCUUCACAAGCCAACGAGCGCAUUUUCUAGAAAUUCCAUUUCAAACCGCUCUCUCAAUAUUCCUCCGCCCGCUUCUGGUUUUCAUUUCUGACUGAAAAUUCGAGUUCCGCUUGCAGGUUAGAGUCGAAUCGAGUGAGUUAUGGGCUGUUGCCUAUCUUCCUUACUUCAACUGAAAAAACCUUCUGCCGAUGACGAUGGCCGUGGCCAUGCCCAUGCCCAUCCCCAUGCCCAUGCCCAUCCCCAUCCCCAUGCCAAUAAUUCUAUUCACCAGAACCACCACCAUCAGAAUGAAGUAGAAGCCGCCCCGCAGACGGGUGAUUGCGCGCCCUCGUUCCUUGAGUUUUCCUUCGCCGACCUCAAGGCGGCGACUAACAACUUCAGCUCCGAUCAUAUUGUAUCGGAAAUCUGCGAUAAAGCUCCUAAUGUCGUUUACAGGGGGCGUCUCCAGACAGAGAAUAACCUAGGGUGUAUUGCUGUUAAAAAAUUCAGCAAAGCUGCGUGGCCGGACGCCAAACAGUUUGCCGCGGAAGCCUAUGGUGUGGGGAAAUUGAGAAACAAAAGACUCGCCAAUUUAAUCGGGUUUUGCUGCGAGGGCGACGAAAGGCUGCUUGUUGCGGAAUACAUGCCCAAUUGCACCCUUGCAAAGCACUUAUUCCACUGGGAGAAACAAACCAUUGAGUGGGCAAUGCGUUUAAGAGUUGCUCUAUACAUUGCUGAAGCACUAGAAUAUUGCAGUCAAGCAGCACGUCCAUUAUACCACGACUUGAAUGCAGACAGAGUUCUAUUUGACGAGGACGGCGAUCCUCGGCUAUCGUGUUUCGGGUUGAUGAAAAACAGCAUGGAUGGGAAGAGCUACAGCACUAAUCUUGCCUAUACACCUCCAGAGUAUCUAAAAGAUGGAACUGUAAUUCCUGAAAGCGUUAUCUAUAGCUUUGGGACUAUCCUGUUAGAUCUUCUUAGUGGAAAGCAUGUCCCUCCAAAUCAAGCACUUGAUAUGAUAGGGGGUAAACACAUUAGUCUGUUGAUGGACUCACAUUUGGAGGGGAAGUUUUCAACUGAAGAGGCGACUUUAGUGUUUGAGCUUGCUUCACAGUGCUUGCAAUAUGAGCCAAUGGAUCGACCAAGUAUUAAAGAACUUGUUGCAGCACUCGUCCCCCUCCAAAACAAGUCUGAUAUUCCAUCAUAUGAAAUGCUGGGCAUCCCAAAACAAGAGCGAAUACCGUUGGUGUCGCAACAGCCUCUAUCUCAAAUGGGUGAUGCUUGUGCUCGAGUGGACCUUACAGCCAUUCAUCAGCUUUUGCUACUGUCACACUAUAAAGACGAUGAUGGAUCCUACGAACUUUCCUUCCAAGAAUGGACGCAACAGAUAAGAGACAUGUUGGAGGCACGCAAGCGAGGUGACAUCGCAUUUCGAGAUAAAGAUUUUGAAGGCGCAAUAGAUGGCUAUACCACGUUCAUUGAUGUGGGCAAUGUACUUUCUCCAACAGUCUACGCACGUAGAAGUAUUUGUCAUCUGCUGUGUGAUCAGCCAGACUUUGCACUUAGAGAUGCUAUGCAAGCACAAUUGAUUCACCCUGAGUGGCACGUUGCAUUUUACUUGCAGGCUGUUGCCCUUGUUAAGCUUGGAAUGCCAAAGGAUGCGGCUGACAUGCUGAAUGAAGCAUGCACAUUAGAGAAGAGAAGGCAUAGAGGCAGAGCGUAUUGAAUAUUCAACUCUCUCAAGUUCUUAGGUCUAUUUUUUUUUUUAAAUAUCUAUAACUCCUUUUCUACUUCCAUCUUCUUCUUCUUCUUCUUCUUCUUCUUCUUCUUCUAAGUUGUAACAAAACAGUUGGGGAUGAUAUCAGGCAAAACGGCAUACCAUGGGAUCUGUAAGUUAUCAAUUAAGUAGUAUGCAAUUUUGUGAAA